Messenger RNA from Eufriesea mexicana, 3599 nucleotides. Its product is annotated as 2-oxoglutarate dehydrogenase, mitochondrial. Gene Ontology annotation, molecular function: thiamine pyrophosphate binding; oxoglutarate dehydrogenase (succinyl-transferring) activity. Gene Ontology annotation, biological process: tricarboxylic acid cycle. Gene Ontology annotation, cellular component: mitochondrion; oxoglutarate dehydrogenase complex. The transcript has 15 exons. Bases 63 to 3251 code for a protein of 1062 amino acids. Lineage: Eukaryota; Metazoa; Arthropoda; Insecta; Hymenoptera; Apidae. The record is from RefSeq and is a predicted model, not a curated record.
CGAAAUUUCGAGAGUGGUCGCGUAAAUUCACCCGGUUCCCGUUUCUCGAUCUCGCAUGGGACAUGUACACGAAUUCACAGUCAUAUCGUAGUAUUCGAUCUCUCAUCUCGUAUAUAUAUCGCUCGUCCAAGUAUCGCAAUGAGAAAGUACAAUUAUUCAAAAGCUUCCCAUCCACGACAUCCGACCCGCACAAAUAUGUCGCUCGUUUCAAACAUAACGAUGAGAAAGGUGGUCGUAAGGACAACAAGUACGACUUCGUAUUGAAUAUGACCAACAGUCAAUACUUGGAUCACAUGUACCAAAUGUGGAAGAAGAACCCAAAGUCCGUGAACGCAUCAUGGGAUUCCUAUUUCAAGUUAAUUUACGCUGAUAAUCCACCAGAAUUGACCAAUCCAUCCACCAAUCCAUCCACCAAACAAUCGGUUGUUCGCGUUGAAUCGUCGUCAAACGUGGUACCCGGGAAUCUAACUGGUGUACGACACUCAGCACCUGGAUUUCCUCAACAAAGUUCAAGAUCGAAAUCGGACGGAGACAUGCAAGGUGAAAGCUUUAUAAGUGGGGCUCUCGAUAUCAAUGCCACCAUUCGGGCUUAUCAGGCACGUGGCCAUUUGAUAGCCGAUACCGACCCACUGGGCAUACAGAAUCCAGAAUCGCGUAAGCUUCAAGGCACCCCUAACUUACCUCCAGCGAUCGUGGUGCGAGAACACUUGAAAGGAAUGACAGAGGCUGAUAUGAACAAGGAAUUUCCUCUUGCACGAUUCACCGUGAUCGGUGGACCCAGACGGAGUCUUCCUUUGCGCGAGAUACUGAUUAGGUUGAACCAAGUCUAUUGCGGACAUUUGGGCCUCGAGUACACUUACAUCCAUGAUCUUAUUACGUUAGAUUGGUUGAGAGACAAGUUUGAAGUUCCUGGCGCUUGGGAUUUGCCAGCCGAGCACAGGAAACACAUUUGGUUGAAUAUUAUGAGAGCAGUGACGUUCGAGGGCUUUCUGGCACGGAAGUUCCCAACUGAAAAGAGGUUUGGUUUGGAGGGUUGCGAGUCUUUCAUACCAUCGAUGAUAGAGUGCUUGGAAACAUGCGCGGAACAUGGAGUAGAAACUGCUGUGAUAGGAAUGGCUCAUCGGGGUCGAUUGAACACCUUGAUCAACAUUUGCUCGAAACCACUGCAUCAGCUCCUUACCCAAUUCCACCCGAUUCCUCUGGAAGGUUUUGGCUCCGGUGACGUGAAGUAUCAUUUAGGGACGCACGCGGAGAGAAUGUUGGAAAGAACCAAGAAAAAGAUUCUCGUCGCUAUGAUGGCCAAUCCUUCUCAUUUGGAGGCGAUCGACCCUGUCGUAGUUGGCCGUGUGCGAGCUGAGCAAGUAGAAAAGAACGAUGCGAAGUUGGGCAAAAGAUCGGUGGCUAUUUUGGUUCACGGUGAUGCAGCAUUCUCGGGCCAAGGUGUUUGUUACGAAACUAUGCAUUUGACCAAUUUACCAAAUUACACGACUGGUGGUGUCAUCCAUCUUGUGAUAAACAACCAAAUCGGUUUCACGACCGAUCCCAGGUAUUCCCGAUCCAGUGAGCAUUGCACGGAUGUAGCACGUGUUGUAAAUGCUCCCAUAUUCCAUAUACACGCAGACGAUCCCGACUUAGUAACCUAUUGUAGCAAAGUUACCGGGGACUAUAGAGCGGAGUUUCACAACGACGUUGUCGUAGACAUCGUCGGAUAUCGAAGAUUCGGACAUAACGAAUUGGAUGAGCCGAUGCUCACGCAACCUCUAAUGUACAAACGGAUAAAGCAGCAUCCGAAUGUACUCGCUAUUUAUAGCGAAAAACUGUUGAAGGAAGGCGUGAUAACCGAAGCAUAUGCUAAAGAAGAGAUCGACAAAUAUUGGGCCUAUUGCGAAUCUGAGUUUGAAAAGGCGAAAACUAUAGACUCGAUGCAAUUGAGCGAUUGGCACGAUGUACCAUGGACCGAUUUCUUCGCGAAUCAAAGCCCACAGAAUAAAAUACCACCUACAGGCAUAGACAUAGAAACCAUUCAGGCGAUUUGCAAAGCCAUAUCAACUCCUCCGAAAGAUAUCGAAGCCCAUAGUCAGGUUUUAAGAGUAAUGGAUAAGAGAGCACAGUUGAUGGAAUCUCGACAGGCAGACUGGGCGAUGGGUGAAUGCUUAGCAUUUCUCAGUUUACUGAAAGAAGGUCACCAUGUGAGAUUAUCCGGCGAAGAUGUCGAACGGGGCACCUUCUCUCAUCGUAUUCACAUUAUUCACGAUCAGAGCAGAGAUAAAACGUUCAAAAAUAUUCUGCAUGACGUGUUCCCAGGGCAAGCGUUGUACACUGUCACCAAUUCUUCGUUGUCCGAAUACGGCGUUUGCGGAUUCGAAUUAGGAUACUCCGCUUAUAAUCAUAACACUCUGACGAUCUGGGAAGGCCAGUUUGGCGAUUUUGCUAACACGUGUCAGGUCACUAUAGAUACUCUUUUGUGCUCCGGACAAUCGAAAUGGGGUAGACAGAUAGGAUUAGUUCUCCUGUUGCCACACGGACUAGAGGGUCAGGGACCUGAACAUUCGUCCGCGAGGAUCGAGAGAUUUCUCGAGCUUUGUGACGAUGAUUACACCCAUAUUCCGGGAACGGAACCAGGUGCACCUCCUGGCGAAACACCGGAGCAAAUUAUGACACGGCAAUUAUUCGAAAUAAAUUGGAUCGUCUGCAACUUAACGACACCAGGGAACCUUUUCCACGCCCUCCGCCGUCAGAUUCACAUGCCCUUCCGGAAACCGUUGGUUAUUAUGACUCCCAAAUCUUUGCUGCGUCAUCCAAUGGCCUUAUCGUCUUUUAAAGAAAUGGAACCCGGUACCUUCUUUAGGCCCAUUCUUCCGGAUCCUUUAGUUAAACCAGGUAUCAUACAAAAGGUGUUGCUUUGUAGCGGAAAGAUUUAUUACGAUUUAGUCUCUGAACGACAAGGGAAGAAAUUGGAAGAUAAAAUAGCGAUUAUUCGUAUUGAACAAUACUGUCCAUUUCCAUAUCACCUUCUCGCGGAGGAAAUGUUCAAGUACCCGAAUGCUAAGGUGAUGUGGUUGCAAGAAGAGCACAAAAAUCAAGGAGCAUACACAUACGUGAGGGACAGGAUAGCGUUAGCCUUAGGAAAGCGUUUGGAAGAUAUACAAUACGUUGGUAGAUCACCUUCGUCAGCUCCAGCAACUGGCAGCAAAGUUAUUCACAUGAACGAGUACAACGAGUAUAUGGCAACCGCUAUGAAAUUGGAUUGAGUUAAUCGAACGUCAAACAGAAGAUACAUAUACUGGUCGCGGCAGCCUAAAAAUAUAAUAGGAAAUGUCUGAGAUGGCUGGAUAGCAGUGCGAAUGAAUGAGCAAACACUCGAUCACGUAAUGAAUUUAUCCUUGAUCUUCGCCUUCGACCACUUUUCAUCUCGUCUUUACGAAACAGAUGCUGGUUUACACUCACCAAAAGGCACAAGUACUUAUAGCGCGUCUUCUUGUAACACGAACAAAUCCACCCGUCAAGAUGAUUCCACAUCAUACUUUCUUUUCACCGUGUGAUUGUUCUGGUUCACGAUUGCCAAGAUAUCACAGGUGAGGCAGACAACUAUACGAGUA